GCGUCGUGCUUAUCAACAUCGACGGAGAGACAUUCGCACCGACUAACCGGGACGCCGUCCACCCCGUCGUCGAGGCCGUCCGUCGAUUUCCCUACGUCAAUCUCCACGCAGCUCGUCACCCUCUUACUCUCUGUCUCUUUCUCUCGCUCGUUCGCGCUUACUUACUCGCUCGUCCACCUGCUCGCUCGCUCGCAACGCAAAGGCGUCUUGAAAACGCCCGGCGUCGUUACACCAUCGUAUCCGCUCCGGUAUACAUAUAGAGUACAUUUACGCAUAUAUACACGUUGGACGUACGUCACUCGCGAGCUGUCAUUCCUCUGCUCUUAUUCCCCUUGCUCGUCUCUGACUGUUCUCCUUUCCUCCUUUGCUUCUCGUUCUCCAGUCUCUUGUUACUCCUUCAUGUCCCUGUAUCUUUUAUUCCUGCUUUAAUCUCAUCCUGUUCUCAAUCGCUGCUAUCUCUACGUGUGACACAGUACUUCUCGCGGCGCGCGAGAGAAACGAGAAGUGGCUUUUGCCGGGUCUCGAGAGAACGGACAAAGGGACAAGCAGUGCUCGUCGAGGCAGGCCGUCUUCGAAGUACACGCGACUACCCUACUCAGCAAGGGACGUCCCUGGACAUCCCACGACAUCAAGGGCGACGUCAUCGUCCGCACGUCAUCAGCAGCACCAGCAGCAGCAGCAGUAGCAGCAGCGACUCUCCAGGAUACUCCGGUACCUAGAACGCGGUUGUCAAGGCUCCUCCAGCUUGGGGAAACCCGAAAUAUUGCUGGAGGGUGUAACGAGUAACCAGCAAUGAGUGCCACGGAUCCCACCGGCGAGGGUGGAGGAGGGGGAGGAGGAGGGGAGAGUGCCAUGAUGACAAAUGUCGACCAGAAUGCAUCCCCGAGCACGCCAAUUACCGGCACAGCGGUGCCGAUGCAGGCGGCCGUGCAGCAGCAACAGCAGCAGCAGCAGCACCCACCACCGUCGCCCCUUAGUGGCUGUUACUUGCUCGUGGUGCUUCCUGAGCCUCACACCGCACAACACAAGGACCUCAUCCUAAAUCGCCUUGCAAAGGGUUUUCUAUCAUGGGACAAGGACAGUUGCCACGUAGAUCUGGAGAAGGAAUUAUUGGCCUUAGUAGCACAAGCCCCCGAAGGCGAAGAAGCCAGAAACGGCGAAAGGUUAAUCCAAUAUGCCACCGAGAACCUCGUAACGGAAGUUCUCAUUCACCCGCAAACGAAUACGUUAUUACAAUGCAUUCGUAAUCUCCUCGCAAGCUUUACGAAGCAUCGGCACAUCAUACACGCUGGAUACACAUUCGGUGGUAAUGGUUCCUGGAUACUGCAGGAUGGAACCUUCAGUCUCGCAGACUUUCUGGAUGCGUUCAGUGAACAUGAAGUGCAAAGAGUCCUUCGUGCCUAUGAGAAUAGCGUUACUGUAGAUAUACAUUGUGCGGGUGUCGGCGAUUGGACAACGAGUCGAUUAUCGAAGGAAGCUUGUUGCAGAUCUUGCAGAGUAAGAGUGAAUCCCGAUGAUGUUCUUACGGCCGGUAUGCCGGCCAUCACGAGUUUCACGAAUUACAUCGGACAGUAUCUCGUGUCGCAAACCCUGGACCAGCUCAUGGAACCGUCCGAUGUGGUUGGAAACAUUAGAUUUAGUCAUCCGACUUUAUACGUCUUCCCCGGUGGGCAAGGUGACGCCGCGCUUUUCGGGAUAAACGGCUUCAACAUGCUCGUCGACGGCGGCUUCGCCAGGAAAGCUUGUUUCUGGGACUUCACCAGGCAUCUGGAUCGGUUGGAUGCUGUUCUAGUCACUAGGAUAAAUAAUAGUAACAUCGGCGGCAUGUUCAGUGUUCUUCGCAAAAAGAAGGAGAUGCAUGUCUAUCCUCAAAUCGGCCAUUUCUUCUGUAACUUAGUCGAAAGAAGACAAUCAAAUUCACCUGACGGCGAUAAAGACAUCGAUCCGCUCAUCCUCAACCUCACCGACAUUGGUCAAGAGAUGGUACUGAAUCUUCGGCACAUCAAUCUUCGUGUCCAUCCUUGCUACAGGAAUCCCGAUCCGAUUAAUCUUUAUCACAAAGUAGGCCACGGCACACUGGACAUGUACGUUCUCAGUCCGAGUAAAGAUAGCCGCGAGGUGCGCGAAUUUCUGACGAAAUGGCACUCGUCGGAUUCGAAGCUGUUCGCUGGUUCUCAUAAGAAGGAUUCGAACAAUCUCACAUUCCCGAUUCAGAAUCUUGUGUCAAUAUGCGCGCUUCUAGUUUGGAAGCCAGCCAAUCCCGAAGACAACAUCACGCGAAUUCUCUUCCCUGGCAGUACGCCGCAGCACAAGAUCUUCGAAGGGUUUGGGCGACUGAAGCAUCUGGACUUCCUGAAACAUCCGGUGUGCUCAGCGAAGACGCUAUCGCCGUCAGCAUCUCUGACGACGCUAAGAGACAAACCGACAAAGCAGAAACUCAGCCUUAUCGAGAAAGAGUCAAAGAAGAUUUCAGAACCGAGGAAGGAAAGAAAAGAGCCAUUGGAGCCAAAGUCUAUGAAGACUGCGGAUGAGGCUGUACCCAAGGCAACCCCUCAAUCGACACCAAUUAUUCCCAUCAGUAAACCCAAGGCCGAGCCAAAGGCGAAGAAGGUUGUGGAAAACAAGAAGAUUGAUUCAGAAACAAAGGAGAGUAAAAAAAUUGAGAAAGAAUUGAAAGAAGUAAAAAAGGAAUCAAAGAAGGAACCAGCUAAAAUAGAGAAGGUAGAGAAAUCCGAAAAGCGAGAGGAUGAUAUCAAAAAGACUGACUUAAUCAAAGCGGAACUUGAGAAGACUGCACCUAAGGAACCCAAGGAACCGAAACCCAAACCCGAGCCAAAGAAGAAAGAAGCGAAGGAGGGCAAGACCACGGUGAAAGCCGAAGUGAAGAAAAGCGAGGUAACUGCGAAGCAGAAGCCGAGUGAAAAAAGAGCUAAACUUUCUGGCGCGGAGAAGAAAGAUGCCGUGAAGUCUUCCCCUACUACUCCGAAGAAAACCUUGAACGGCACUGCCACGAAGAUGGAGAUAUCCAAGACCAUGCCUAAGGCGAAACCGAUGGCCAAAGCUGUGUCCAGUCUUCCGGCCAAGAGUGCGAAGGAGGCUAACAACAGGAAGGUAGUGGAGCAGAAAAAGUCGGAAGUCGAGAAAUCCGCCGCGAAAGACACCGCAGCUCCCAUCGUCAAAGUAUCUGCGAAGCCUAAACCGAUAGACAGGAAGCCGAUUAGUCGCCGCACGAAACCGGUUAGUCCUAGCAAAGCACGCAUGCCGGGCAGUCCAGCGAAAUCCACUCGCAGCACGCCGACAGCUUCCGUAAAAUCGGACAAGGACGGUGUAAUUCGCAAAGCGAAGGGCGACAAAGGCACCACCGACUCUUCGACGGUAUCCACUCCGUCAGGUAUAGAACCGGAGGUUGUAAAACCGAUCGAUAAAAGUUUAAUCGAGCAAUCUGAAGAUAUUUCCUUGGAUUCUAUAGAGAGCAAAGUACUGGCCGAUCUCAAAGAAGAACGAGAAGUCGUCGAGGAGAUCGAAGCCGUCCUGCAAAAGGCAGAGAGGAUCGAGGAGACUCGAAAGGACGAUCGUUUCGAGGGAGACGACGAAAUAACAGCCGAGGCCACUGAUAAAAAGGAGGAAGAUAUCACAGAAGAGGAUGUCACCGCCGAGAUUGAGGAUGUGCCUAAGAAAGACGGUUCCAGGAAGGAGAGUCAGGAAUUGACCGAGGAGGACGAGUAUCUCAUAGUGGAGAAAGAAGAGGUUUAUACCGAAGACUCUGCGCAAAGCGGUGAAGGCGAGCAGAAGCAUGUCCUUGACGAAGCCGAAUCAGAAAAGGCAAAAAUACUGAAGGACGUAGAAGCGAUGAAGGAGAAAGGUGAGAAAGAGGAACCAGAGAAGGGUAAAGAUGACAGUCCAGAAAAGAAGGUCGAGAAAAUCGCAGAUAAAGGCGAAAAGGGAAUUGUUGGACUGUCUAUGGAGCAUAAGGAGCAAUUGCAGGAAGAAGUGAAGGAAAUAAUAGCUUCCGCGGCUGAAAUUGUGCAAAAGACUGAAGAGAAAGAUGAUUCCGGUAAAAAGGACAGCGAUGACACGAAAGAGCCGUCUAGUCUCAGCCCGGACAAACUGGACUCGUCGGAGAAGAAGACGACUGACACCGACAUGAAGCCGGACGUCGACCAGAAGGAGUAUAUCCUCGAGAAGAUGGAAGAAGCGAAUUCUCAGGAGCGAAUCUCGACGAUAGAAUCGGGAGCUACUACUACCGCUCCGACGUUACCUGAGGAUGAGCGAAUACCACUGGAUGAGAUAAAAGAGGAUAUUGAUGAGAAGCACGUUAUUGAAGAAGUGAAAGAAAAGGACGCGCCUGCAAAGCCAAAAGAGGAAGUCGUUUCAGAAGUUAUUCCGGCAGUUGCCAAGCCUGAUGUUAAAGUAUUUGACGUUCGCCAGCCAAUGCAGAAUCUACAAAGAGACAUCGUUAAAACACCCGAUGAAGUUGCCGAUCUUCCGGUUCAUGAGGAAGUCGACCCUAAACUUUAUAGGAUGGAAGAUUUUGAGAAGGGAAAAGAGGAAAAACCGUCGUCGACUCAACAGGAAAUGAAAGAACUUCCCACACCACCUAUUAAGGAGCAAAAGGGUGUCUUCAGUUUUUUCGGCAAGGUGGCGGAUAAGUUUGAGAAGGGGAUCGAUAAAUUAACCAAGAAGACAAAGAAAGAUUCUGACAAAGAUUCUGAUGAAAAAUCUUCGAAAUCUAGUUCUCCUAAAGAAGCGAGGGUUCCAGAGAAGACAGGUUUCGAAGAAGUUGAUAUGGAAAAGAUGUUCCCUAAGGUGAGCAAACCCACCGAGACGUUCGAAGAAGUGAAACCCACAGUUGCUGACGUGAAAGUAGCUGCCAUCAAAGAAACUGCAGCAUUCAUUCAAGAGGAGAUACUGGAUGCGAAGAGGCAAAGUGUGCCGGAUAUUGAAAAGAAACUUCUAACUGACAAGCCAGAAGAAAUAAAAAAAGUGACGAUUGGAACUGAAGAAAUAUUACCCGCGAAGGAUAUAUCGCCAGCCAUUCUUUCGCCAAUGAAACUAAUCGCAGAUAAAGAAAUUGUACCAGAGAUCGAGUCUUUGAAAGAGGAAGAUAUUGGAGAAGAGGCAGAGGAGGUAAAAGCUCUUCUGGAGGAAGCCUCGAAAAAGUUCAAGACCGUGAAAGAUAGUCUAAGGGAUUCUUUGGAAUCUUUGGAAGACAAAAUCAAAGAGGAAGACUUAGUUGUUCAUGAUGUACCGUCUGCUCUGAAGGAUGUAGUGAAGGAUACUCUAGAAGGAGUAGCCGAAAAAUUAGAAGUGAUCAAACCGCACACCGAGAGUUUCUCACCCGAUAUAAAAGAACCAGAGAAAGUUAAGUUUGAUAUUCCAAAAGAUGAAGAACUCGAAGAAGAGUAUGAAGAGGAGCCAGUGGGGCCAUAUAGAGAUAUGAAGGAAGCAAUGAGGGAUGUUGGAGAAGUUCUCGCUGGUACUGCUGGUAUCGAUCUCGAAGACAAGCAUAAAAAAGAUGUCACAGAGAUCGUAAAAAAGGUCGCCGAAGUUCUUAAAGAAGACGACUUUCUUUCCGAUAAGGUAUUGUUCCCAGACGCUUCUAAGAAAGAAGAAAUUUCGCCAGUUUCGACCGAAAGGAAACCUUCGGUAUCAAGUGGAAAGGUAUCUCCGGAGAAAUUCAUUGAGGAGAAGGAACUUAAACUUCACGAAGACAUUGCAAAGAAGGUUGGUGUCACUGAGGAAUUUCCAGUUCAUGAAGAAAUCGAGGAACUUAUCCAGAAACCUGGAGAGCCCAUGGCACCAUAUGAGAAACCCGAUGCUGUCGAGGUAAAAGAGGAGCUCUGUGUGAAAGUGAUAAAGAAAGAGGAAGAUAUAGUGACGUCACCCAAGAAGGAUGCCAAGAAAGAUAAGAAAGAUGCUCAGAAGAUCUGUGCGGAGAUGUUAAAAGACGAUCAGCAUAUUUGCGAUCAACAUAAAAAACCGAUCGAUGUUGAUACAUCUCGAGUGGACGUACUACAAGCCGGAAUUGAGAGCGUUUGUGUGAAGGAAGUAGCGAAACGACCAUCCUUCGAGGAAAAGCUAUCGGAGGACGAAAUAGAGCAUCCUGUGAUAGGCUUUGAACAAAAGGUUUCUCCGGCGAAAGCAGAAAUAGUGAUGGUGACUCCCGGUUCUACACCGACCUCGCCAAAAUUCAGCACGGAUAAAAUGUAUGAUCAAGAAUUGGAAAUUGGUUUUCGAGAAACUCCAAAGUUACCGGAGGACAUCAAGCAAAUUAUCAGCAAGGAAGCACCCGUUGAAGAAAUAAUCGAGGAAUUAAUUAUUACGAAAAAGAAGAAGAUCACUGUCGAAGUAAUCGAAUACAUCACCGUCGUAAAGCGCAUUCCGAGAGAACGAGUGAUUUAUAUUAUAGAGGAGAUUAUCGUGAAAAGAGGGCUAGCCAAAGAGAGCGUAGUAGAUGAUCUUGAAAUUCUGGAGUUGAAAGAUAUCAUGCCUGAAAAGAGAACAGAGGUUGAAGAGUACAUUGUUAAUGAGUAUAUUGUCAAGGGAAAGCGAAUUACUAUAGAGGUUGUCGAGGAAAUCUCGAUUAAAAAAGUUGUGCCUAAGAAGAUUGUCAUCGAAAUCAUUGAAGAGAUCAUUGUAAAAAAGAAAAUUGCUAGACACAUGGUACUAGAUAUUCCUGAAGAAGUGUUAUUGGAAAUAAUUAAAGAAGAAUCGUCGGAAGAAUCGCCAGAAGAAUCGGCGGAAGAACAGAUAACGCCAAAAAUAGACGUAACUUUGAAGCAAAAACCGACUGAUAAAGUUCCUUCAACUGAAAUAAAGGAACCAAUAAGCACGGAAAAGGAAACGGAAAUUGAAGAAUUUAUUAUUAAUGAAUAUAUCAACAAGGGAAAAAGAAUAACCACAUCAAUAAUUGAUGAAAUUUCUACUAAAAAAGCCAUACCAAAAAAGAUUCUCAUUGAAAUUAUUGAAGAAGUCAUCAUCAAAAAAAAAAUUCCCAGGACUAUAGUACUUGAUGUUACCGAGCAAGAAAUAUUAGCGAUAUCUAAGGAGACACUUGAUGACGAAGAAGAGAAAGAAAUAACUCUACAACAAAGAGUGGAAAUUGAGGAAUACAUCGUUAACGAAUAUGUUACUAAAGGAGAUAGCAUUACUAUACAAAAACUCGAGGAAAUCUGUAUGAAAAAGAAAGUACCUAGGAGAAUCAUUAUCGAAAUUAUCGAAGAAAUUAUUAUCAAGAGAAAAAUACCAAAACAUGCGGUACUUAAUAUAACCGAAGAAGAAUUGUCACACAUAAUCGAGAAGAAAGCGACGCCAGAACCGGAAAUUCCGGAUGAAAAGAGGAAAUCAAUCGCUGAAGUGGCCAGUUUUGCUGACGAGAAGAAACCUCCAGUCGAAUUGAAAAAAAAGGAGAUAUUUGAGCAUGAAGUCGAAGAGGAGUUACCAGCUGCAGUGGAAGAGGAAGAUGUCGAAGAGGAAGUAGACGGUUUCGUCAGUAUACCUAGAAGGAUUUCCGAUGACAGAGUCGAUGCGAAGAAGAAAGCGCUUUCGCCCGUGAGAACAGCAAUUUCCCCUGCUGCGAAAGAACACGAAAAGGAUGUAAUUGACGAUUUCGAAGCUGUCGAACAAGAAUAUAAAGUACGCGAUGUACCAGUCACAUCUCCUGAAAAAGCAGACGAGAUGAGAGAAAAAGAAGAUACUGAUGAAGCUGCGGAAGACACCACGAGCGAAGUGAUCGAGGCGGAUGAGAAAUUCGUGCAAGAAACCAGAGGAAAAAUAGGAAAAGAAGAGCCUGAGGUCAGUGUCGCGAAAGAUGCUAAACCUGUUGAUAAAAAACGAGAAUCUGAAGAACCAGAGAUAUCUGACGUAUCGGAAGUCGUUGAUACUAUCGAGAAAUAUUUGGACGAAGAUAAGGAGAAGACGGAUAUUCUUCCGAAAGAAAGCAUCGCGAAAUCGAUAUCGCCAGUUUUAGACAAGACAGCGGAAUCCUUGAAAAAAACAGAUGAAUUAAAAGAACUUAAAGAAAAGGCAGAAGAAUCAGAAUUUACAACAAAAGUUGCUGAAGUAAUGAAAUUAGAAACAAAACUUGCAGAUGCAACAGGUUUCGCACAAGAGCCAAAAGUAGAAUUGUUCAAAGAUGAUAAGAAAACCAAAGAUGUUGCAGAGAUUAAAAUUACUCCAGAAACUAAGGAAAAAGUUUCUCAAGAAAUGCCUGAGGAAGCUUUACGUAAAAAGCGAAGUAUUUCAAAGGAAUUGGAAGAUGAAUUAUCAAAGCCCGGGGAUAAGCCGCAUAUUGAAGCUGUAAAAUUUACCGAGACUGUUAAAGAUGAAAAAUUAACAAUUGAUAAACCCGUAAAAAUUGACGAUGAUAUUGGCACUGUUAAGAGAAUGCUGGUCACAGCAAGUAGUGAGGAUGGCAGAGAAGAAACAGAGAUUUGUCCGACUGGCAGCAUAACUUUCACGAAGAUCGUUACUCCAGAGGAUUCUCUUAAGGAUGGAUCAGUUAAAUCCACGCCAGAUAAAGAUUCUCUUCUGGAUAAGGAUUCGUUGCACUCGGGCGUAAGCAGUCCCGAGAAGGAUAGCAUUUCCGAAAAAUCAGUACCCGAAGGUAAAGAUAAAAUUACACCUGAAGACAGCUUAGAAAAAUCACCUGGUCCUCGUGAUUCACAGGAUCUUGAAGACAGUUUGGAGAAAUCGAUGUCACGCAAGUCAAAGGAAGCACCAUCAAUCGACGAUGACAAGCCGAAAGUGCCAGGGAAAUCAGAAGAUAUUACAAAACCGAAACCCGAAGAUAAACAAGAAGAACUUAGUGCUGAAAAAAUUGAGAAACCAAAAUCGCCUUUUGAUACGGAGGAUGUUCCAGUGGAAUCAGUCGAAAAACCGAAACUUCCUAUUGAGAAGAUGCUUCUAGAACCUGAAAAAGAAGGAAUGCCUGGUAUCCCGAAAACGCCUGAGUCGCUCCAUUCAGAAGAUAUUUCACCAGCUGAAACGAUUUUCUCAAAAUCACCCACGGACAAAUCUGAUAUGUAUUUUGCAAAAAUGCCUAUCAGUGAAGAAAAAGUGCCUCUUGAAGCGGUCACUGAAAAAUUACCCAUUAAAGAAACUAAACAGGAUACAGACAAAGAAUUAUUAAUUUCUCCAAAGAAAGAAUCGAGUCCGGGAAGCAAAGACGAUCAAAAAUCAGAAACACUCGAGACAAAAGAAUCUAGUCCAAAACCAACAUCGCCGAUUAUUGCUACCAGUGCAGUAGAUGAGAAAACUUUGGAUAUUGCUCCGUCUGAGAAAUCAAGGUCGCCAAGCAUGAGUAGCGAAAAGCAUGAUGAAAAGGACAGCCUUUCCAGCACGACUAGUGAGAAAUCCGAAGAUAAGGAGUCUGUACGUUCGAAAUCUCCAAGUAUCACAGGUGAUAAACCAGAGCAAGUAGAUUUGUUAGCUCAACCUGGAGAGAAAUUGCGAUCAUCUAGUAUUGUUAGUGUGAAAGCAGAAGAAAUGAAAUUGUCCGAGCCGGAAGACAAAAUCACAGAAAAAUCCAGAUCGCCGAGCAUAGCAACUGAAAAGGUUUCUGAAGGAGGCGUUGAAGAUAAACGUACAAGUAUAGAAAAGGAUACUAUUGAGCUACUCGAUAAAUCAAGAUCGUCUAGUAUUAUCAGUGAUAAAGGGGAAAAGGAAGAUAAAUCUCCAAUCGAUAAAUCUAGAUCAUCAAGUAUCGUUAGUGAACCUAUUGAUAAGGAUAUCCCUGAACGAAGAAAAUCUUCUAUCAUGACCGGUGAAGUUGAAGAUGACAAAUCAAUCGAGAAAGAUUUGAUGGAUAAGCUUAAAUCAUCGGAUAUUGAGAAAUCCUACACGGAUAUGAAAUCUCCUGACAAAACUUCUGAUAUUGAUAAAGAAAAGGAAAUUGAUAAGCCGAAAUUGCCUAGUGACGAAAAAGAUAUAAGUAAGAAACCGCCUAUUUUCGAGAGUGAACGUUAUGAUGAAAAGGGACCAAUUGAUGAAGCUAGAUCUCCAAGUGCGAUCAGCGAUAAAUCUGAUGGGAAAAAGGAGUCUGAUCGUUCGAAGUCGCCGAGCAUAGCCGCGGAUAAACCGGACUUUCAAGACGUGACGGAGCAUUAUUUAGAGAAAGCAAAAUCCCCUAUUUUUGAUAGGCCAGAAUCGCCUAAAGUUAUUGAUAAGACUGAAGAACCACAAGAUAAAAAUAGAUAUCCCAGUGUAGCUAGUGAUAAAUCAGAUAGCAAAGGAGUAAGUGACCGUUCUAGAUCACCAACCAUUUCUAUAGAAAAAGUAGAUCUUAAAGAUAUUGACCUAUCUGUCGAGAAAGCCCGAUCACCUAGUGUCACGAGUGAUGUUGAGGAUGAUAAGGCGAAACAACUUCCGUUAUCAAAAUCGCUUACUGACAAAGUCGAGGUAUCAAAAGACGAGUUAAAAUCUCCGAAGCUUGAUGAUGAUAAAACUGAUCUGAAGGAUGUAACACAACCUCCGCAAGACAAAUCACGAUCAUCGAGUAUAGCAAGCACUGUCAGUGAAUCUAAAGAAUCACUUAAAGAGAAGUCACCUGUUACUACCGAUAAAGCGGAAGAGUUUCAUGACAAGAGCAAAUUACCGAGCUCUGUCGAACAAAAAUUAGAUGUUGAAUCUAAAAAAUCAAGAUCACCAAGUAUCACCGGAGAACAACACGCUCCAGGAUCAACAGGUCUCACGCAAGAACCAAUUAAGACGUCAAGAUCAUCGAGUGUUUCAAGCAUCGUAACUGAUAAGAAAGAGCCUACCGAUCGUUCAAAGUCACCGAGUAUCGCUGACGAAAAAGAUUUGAAAGACAUUGCAGAGCAACCACUUGAUAAGUCAAGAUCAUCUAGUAUAGUAAGUGCUACUGGGGAUAAGAAGGAACCAGCUGACCGUUCCAAGUCGCCGAGUAUCGCCGAAGAAAAACUGGACUUGAAAGAUGUUGUAGAACAAUUCGAUGACAAGUCAAGGUCAAAAUCGCCAGUAAUUCCAGGUAAGAAAGACGAACAUGAAAGAAGCAAAUCGCCAAGCGUAGCUAGCGAAAAGUCCGAAGAGGUGAAGUCAGCGAUUAGUUCCAAGCCACCGAGUAUUUCUGGAGAUAUAGCGGACUUGAAAGAUUUAUCAGAGCCAGCAAUUGACAAGUCUAGAUCAUCCAGUGUGACAAGUGCAAUAACAGAUCAAAAAGAGCUGAUCGAGAAACCGGUAUCUCCUACAAUUCCUUGCAAGGCAGAAGAGCCACACGAUAGAAGCAAAUCUCCAAGUAUGGCAAGUGAAAAGUCCGAUGAAAAGAAAUCUGUUGAUGGUUCGAGAACGGCCAGUAUCACAGAGGAAAGACCAGAUCUUAAGGACGUUAUGGAAGCACCAUUCGAUAAAUCCAGAUCAUCCAGCGUUACGGGCUUUACGACCGAGAAAACGGAACCGUUCGGAAAAUCAAUGUCGCCUACCGUCUCUGACAAAUUAGAACCACCUGUUGAUCGAAGCAGAUCCUCCAGCAUUGCUAGUGAUAAACCCGAGGAGAAAGCAUUAGAUGAUAAGGGCAGCAGGAAAGAAUAUUAUGAAGAUAUUGUCGAUAAAUUUCCGGGUUUCAGCGACAUGGAAAUGUGGGAUAAGAAAGAUGUCGAAGAGAGGCCUUCGACAGUUCCCGGAAAAUUGGAUAUAAAGUCAGACGAUGUGUCGCAGCCGCAUGACAAAUCGCAUUCUCCAAGCAUCGUUCUUGAUAAGCCGAUUGACGAUGAACAGUUAAUAGAAACAAUCGAUAUCGAUGGAUUAAAAACGUCCAGCGAAUCGAGUUUCAUUGAGAGAAGAUCGUUAAGUAUCAUCAGCGACAAGACAGAGCCGAAAUCACCGUCUGAUGCCUCAAAGUCGCCAAGUUCAGCCGACGACAAAUUCGAUCAAAAAGACAAGUCUAGAUCAUCCAGCAUUGCUAGCGAGAAACUCGACGAUAUUACGGAUACGAAGUCUCCAUUAGCAAAGGAAGAACGAGCAGUUUCACCGGAAUUUCGUAGUUUGGAUACUAGAAAGAUUUCGAAAGAUGAAUCUGCUAAAUCAUCGCGAGCCAGUUCGCCAAUGGAUAAAGUUCCGGAUAGAUCACGUUCGCAAAGCGUUUACGAUAUUGGAGAGAAAACUCCAGCGAGUAGGUCCAGAACAGCCAGUUUAUUUGAUGAUAAGUUACCGGAAAAGUUACUUUCUCAGGAAGAAAUGGACGCUUCCAAGCAUAUUGAUAUGGAGAAAAAGCUCGACGAAAAGGAUGAGCAUAAGAGCCCAUCGAAAGUCAAGAGUCCUAUAACUUCUCCUGAAGCGAUUCAAAAGGAAAUGCAAAAGAUUCGCGAAAAACGAUUUGCCGAUUUCGAGGAGUCGUAUGCUGUACAACCGAGUAAAACAGAAAAAUCAGACGAUGAGGAGGAGGACAUUAUUAAAGUGACAGCCGAGAAGAAGGCCGAGAUUGAAAAAUACAUUCUAGAGGAGUUCAUUACGAAGAAGAAGAAAAUCAGUUUGGUGAUAAUCGAGAAAUUGGUUAUGACAUAUUCGGUGCCCCAAUUUGUAGUGAUGCAGAUAAUAGAAGACAUUAUUAGCCGGGAAAAUAUGCCCAGGAGCGCGGUCUUCGAUUUUGUGGAUGAAGAAUCAUCCGAAGUAGAAUUAAAAACAGAAAUAACAUCGCAACAAAGAGCGGACAUCGAGAAGUACAUAACUGAAGAAUUCAUCGCGAAAAAGAAGAAGAUCACACCAGAACUGCUAGAAGAAAUGAUCAUUCUGAAAGGCGUGCCGCGAAACAUCUUCAUUACGAUCAUCGAAGAGAUCAUUGUGAAGAAGCAGAUACCUAAAAAUACAGUGAUCGAAGGUGACCUGGAGAAAUCCAGAGAAAAGAGUCCUGAUAAACAAGCAACGUCUACCUUGCCGACCAGCACAGACUUAGGAAGAAGUAGUAUUACUCAAGAGUACCUUCAUGGUCAUGAAAAGCCAAGUGAUUCUAGAAAGAGUGAAAGUCCGCAUGGCAAGGUAUCUCCCGUAGGCAGCGAUCGAUACGAUCGAGAUGCGAGAGCACUCUCUGCUAGUCCUAGUUUCAGUCCAGAACCUAUACCUUCUGAUAAAUCAACUCAAGAUAGUCCGGCUCGGUCGGAACCACACAUAGACGAUGAAAUUCUGAUAUCGGAAGAGAAGCGAAUGGAAAUUGAGAAAUUCUUGGAAGAAGAAUACAUAAAGAAAGGAAAGAAGAUCACGGAAGUGAUACUCGAGGAGAUAAUUAUCAAAACUUCUUUGCCCAGAUACAUCAUAUUAGAAAUUGUGGAAGAAAUUAUAUUGAAGAAGAAAAUUCCGAGAGAAACUGUGAUUGAUGUGGAAAUUUAUCAAGAAGAUGAACCGGAAGAGGAUUAUGAAAAGGCGGCAUAUCAUUACGAUAGAACAACGGAGGUAGGUUAUGAACUGCCACACGAUGUCAGGAAGUCUUCGGUUGAAUAUGGAAUGGAGAUGUAUCCGAAAUCGGAUGAGCAACAGUUGGAUAAAUCUGUUACUGAUUAUCCGGAUUAUGAGAGCCAAUUUCACAAAGCCUUUGUUGGCGGUAUGACGGAGAUGCGGACGACUCAUAUAACUACACUCUCCGGAAAAUCAACGCCAGAAUUCGCUACGCACGAUGUGCCUUCUGGAUUUAGAUCAGAGCCCGCUGACAAAGCAUCCGAUAAAUUACCGGAACGUACUUUAACCACGACUCAUAUAACAACGACAGACGUGAGAGAUUUAGAGAGUAUGCAACCCGUGCAAACUGUCACGAUAUUGAGAGAAAGCAAAAUUGCGGAACCUCAUUUGCCGGCAGAAAGUCUAGGAAAGGACGAUAAGACAACAGCAGUUGCCGAAGAGGACAAACGUGAGACUGAACAUGAUAAACCAGCUAUCAGUAAGGAAGAAUCGGAAGCGGUAGAUACUAAACAAUCAAGUACCAAGCAGGACGAACCUGAAGCGAUUACCAAUAUCAUUAAGCGGCAGAACGUGGAACAUGAUGAGCCGGAAGUGGUAACUAACGUCGUCAAACGCGAGAUCAUCGAACAGGGUGAGCCUGAAGUUAUCACGAAAGUAAUCAGACGUGAAGUUGUUCUUCCUGAAGAAGAAACGAGCGAUUCUAAAGAAGACUCUGGUGAAUACGUGAAAACAAUUACAACGAGAACAACAAGAACAAUUGUAACGGAGGAAUUACCGGAUGUUGAAUUAUCGCAGACCGAUCCUUCCAAAAUUUACAAAGAUCCCACCUCAAGUGCGACCUACAGAAUUGUGAGUGGAGACAGUGCACCCGAUGCAGCCAGCGCUGAUGUGAAGCGGAUAGUGACAACAGUAACCACGAUCACCGGACCAGACGGUAAGGUAACCACGAAGAAAGACGUGAAGGAGAGCACCGACACUGUGGAAAGCGAGGAACUGCUGGAAAAAUUGAUCGAUUCUGACAAGGUCACAACAGAGACCACUAAGUCCGCGGAGAAGAUCAUCAAGGAGACAGUCACGUCCGUGACAUCUGGCACUUCGUCGCCCGACAUGAAAGCUUUCUAUGAUUCUGGCAAAUCGACUCCCGAUUUCAAGCAAGAAGAUAAAAUGGAGACUACGUCGAAAGAACAUUUAGGUGCGGAUAAGUUCGAACACUCGAUAUCUCCCAUGGUGCGAGAUCUGAUGUCCGACGACAAGAGCUACUCGGGCAAGUCCUCGCCGGAUAUAUCGUUGCCCAAGGAUAUUGUUUUCAGUGGCUCAACCGGCAAGUCCACCCCGGAGAUUCCCAUGUCGCCGUUGAUCAGAGACGGUGCCGUGGUCCAGCCUCACGUGUCGGGAAGAUCAACACCCGAUAGGCGAUCUGAUGGUCGAUCUUCAGGCACACCGGAAGGAUUUCGAUCGGGCGAGAUGAUUCGGACUAUUAUCACUACCACGAAAACGAUAUCUGACGAGGGUGAGAUUGUGACAACCACCAGUGAGGUCACGGAGACGACGAACGAGAAAGGCGAAACCAUCGUGCUGGCGGAAAAGACCGAUGUGAAGGUAGACGAACGUUUGCCGAGCAAGGACGCCGCAGAGAGCGCGAUCAGCAGCAUCAUCGGCAGCAUCAAAUCUUCGGAGCUGCAACGUAGCGAUAGUCCAAGGUCUGAUGAUGGGACCAGCGAGAAAGAUCGCGACUUGACUAGUUCAGCGAGUGAGCAAAGCAGCGUGCGAAGCAAGCCUGCUACUCAUGCGUGGGGCAGCGAGGAGCGACACACUUAUUCCGAUGACGAGCAACCUAGUUCGCCUCUGUCAUCAACUUCGCAACUAGGAUAUUCGCCGCAAGCGACCCGACGUUUCGAGUCCGACAAGGAGGACGAACAAAAGCAGGUCGAGUUCUCGACGGCUGCGAUGAGCAGCAGCUUCUAUGGUGAGUUACCGGCGGUACCACCACAGAUCUCCGCCAUGAAGACGUUCCAUGGUGAGACCGGUAUGCAGAAGAGCAGCGAUCCCAUUCCUAUUCACAGCCGAUUCAUGGUCGAAAAGGAGUUCGCCGGCGGUUACGGUGAAAAACCAGACGCGAAGAAGUACAUCGACGAAGCCGAUCUCGAUUUUGACAAGGCUCUGAUGGAUAAAGAGAUGAAAGAGACAAGUGGUGCUUUUAGCAGCGGCAUCUCGCCCAGGUAUACAAAUGGUAGUCUCCGACAUGAAACGGACGACGCGAAAGAUCAUCCAUCGUCUUCUUUCCGGGAUGACUCUAAGGACGAGUCAAAAGGUGACUCGAAAAAAGAUCCCUUGGAGGGAUGGGGACCUCCACUCGAAUUGCCAUCUCCUAAACCUCCCAGAAAGUUCAAUCUGAAGAAUCCUGCUCAACCGUCGUGCUCAAGCGAGAGCACCCCUGAUACCUUAAACUUCGACGUUUUGAAAGAUUGGGGUGAACCUCUUAGAUUACCCUCUCCUGCGCCCGUGACUAAUGAAGUUUCAAAUAAGGGAGCACCUAGCACACCCAAAAAAGAACGGAAGCAAACAAAGAAGGUUCAAUCGGAAAACAUAAAGAAUAAGAAACGCUCGGAAAGUCCUGGAAAGAACGAAAAGAAGAUGAAAGAUUCGAAGAAUAAGGUCCAGCCGGUCUACAUGGACUUGGCGUAUGUGCCGCAUCACGGAAAUUCGUAUUACACCUCGUUGGAAUUCUUCAAAAGAGUGCGAGCGAGAUAUUACGUAUUUAGCGGCACCGAGCCUAGCCGAGAAGUGUACGACGCUCUUUUAGAAGCUAAAAAGACUUGGGAAGACAAGGAUCUCGAGGUAACCAUGAUUCCGACUUAUGAUACUGACACCCUGGGUUACUGGGUCGCCGACAACGAGGAGGCUCUCGCGGCAAACCACAUAGACUUGUCACCAUCCGCGUCCCGGUGCACUAUCAAUCUCCAGGAUCACGAGACUAGUUGCAGUGCCUACAGGCUCGAGUUCUAGGGAUUGGCAGCCUGCUCAGCCGUAAUAGUCGAGUUCUGAGCGGCGUCCGGAACGCGUCAUCAUUCCGCUUUUGGACCCAUUCCUACCAAAAAAGAAAGAAAAAAAGAAAGGUUGAGCGCCGGUCGACCUACCGUCCCGUCAGGUGACCCCUGACCCCCUUCUAGGAGACCUGAAGACAAACGGCAUUUCAAAUUUUCGAGAUCCCCUCGCGGUCGUAGCUCCGCGGCCUAGCAAGAUCGUAGAAUAUCCGUAUUGAACAAUGUAGAGGUUGUCCCGAAGAAGAAAGACCGACUUUCGAAAUCGCGCUGGUCUCGCUAAUCGAGACUAUAUAUAUUAUCUAAGUUAAGAUGCGUUUCCUCCGUAUUCUUUUGAGAGGAGAUGGUGCGGGCGACGAGGGGAGACCGUAGGAAUAUUUCCUUGCACGGAUACAAGGUAUAAUAAAUUAAUUACGUUUAAGGAACCGAUUACCGAUAGGGAAAGAGAAUACCACAUUCGAUUAAGGAAUCGAUCAGAUGUCUUUGUUCUGACAGAUAUUUGUAUUUCUACACUUCGCACCGUUCGCAGCAUCGAUAUACCGCCUAUCAAUCAAUAUAUCUUUAUUCAAUAUGUACCUUUAUCAAACACUGCUCAAGUCGAGGACGACCGAGAAAGCUCAUUGCUCUCACGUAGGUUUCGCGCAGAAGGGAAAGAAACAAGGGAUGACGCGAUGUUGAGCGUGGCUACGAUGGUUCGCGAAUCGACAGUCCUUAAGUGCCGCGGCAUGGGACAAUCUGUACGUUAGUUACCUAAUAAAUUCACUUAGGAUAUUCUAGUUCCCGACCCGUAUUCAGCGAAUUGAGCGAUCACAGAGUCAUUCCUGAUGCGAGACCUCCUCGCCCCACCCUCUCCUCUAUCAGCAGAUUAAAGUAAAACUUUUAAUAUCUCUGACACAGCUGCCGCUUCAAGAGCACCGCGUAGUAUUCAGUGUAUCAGUUAAAAAAGACAAAAAAACCAUGGAAAGAGGAAAGAGAAAGGUAUCACAAAAUCAACUUAUCCGGAGAAAUAUAUAUCGUGAAUACGCGUGCAUAUAUAUAUAUAUAUAUAUGUGUGUGUGUGUGUGUGUGUGUGUGUUGGGACGAGAAGAUCCGUCGAUUGAUUGAUUGAUCGUCGUCCUUAACGGGACACGCGACAGACUCGAGCAGAAACGAUCCACAUUAUCUUUGAACAUUAUCCUUCGUUGUUUAUUAACGCUCCCCUUUCUCGUCGUAAAUGUCUAUUCGUGCGUAGGUAAAACGGUUAAAUUCCAUCGGGAAGUACUAGGAUAGGAAUUAUCUGUGUCGUAUUUCUAUAUCGUAGAGAAUAGAGAUUAUGAGAAUGCGUGGUGGUCACGAGAGCUUGAAAACGAGAGGAGAUUUCGUCGCUCCGUCGUCUCGAGAUCAAUGUGGACGACGUGCAGCCGUAUUAACCAAGGGGUCCGACGAGGGUGGUUCUGAAAAAGGACAUUAGAAGAGCGUUCCGUUGCCGUGAAGGAAGUGUAAGGCGAUGAUGAUACAUCUCAAAAUGUCCAUCCAACGGAUGAACAGUCCGUCUUCGAUCAUUUCUAAAGCGCGGAGAGCUUUGUUCUCUGAGGCUGCGACGUGGACGGAACUUGGGAAAACAGUGGUCGCGGUUCCGAGAGCCCUCGUAGACACAGAUUGAUCUUUGUGCAAAACUUCCUAGGAAACUAUAACGUCGUUCUCGUGAGAGAAAGAUGAUCUCCACAUGACCGCAUCGUACCGCCAUAACCGUUUGUCAGAGAAAGUUGAAAAUCUUUUCAGUGACCGAAUCACUGUAAUACUGCACAAACAAAUUUGCAGCUCAUCCAUGUAGAAGAUGUACAGAAGUCUCUUCAAAAUACAGUUCCAGUAACGACUGAAGAUUCCUGAAAUGAAGUAUCAAGAAGGAUAAUCUAGCGAAGAAAGUUUUCUAAAAGAAGAAUGAUGGUGACAAAAGGGAUUGACAGGCACUAUAAGGAAAGUAAACAGAUAGAUCAAGUCACGACGUGCGGAUCAGUGAACGGAUUAAUGCUGAAUAUCCGCUGCAGUGAAGAAAUCAUCACGUUAUCAUCUUCAUAAUGACAGAUUCUGAGACAUCGGAUGAACGAAGGGCCGAGGAUUGCUUUAAUCGACCACAGUUUUCUGAGACGUCGACAACGUCCGCCUCAGAGAAGAUUGAUCGCUGCCUUUUGAACAGAGAUAUCCGCUUCCAGACAGAAUUCGCAAUUUGUCGCUGGCGAUCUCUUGAAGUCGGCAUGGCAUCGCGCGAGUUUAACCUGGCAGAUCGAUUAAAGUCGAUAAAUCUUUUUGUACUUAACUUUCUCUUAGCUAGAGCGUUUUAGGGUCAAAGCUGGGCGAACCAACGAGACAAUGAUGAUUGGUGAUGAGUACGAUGGCAGAGACGACGAUAGCGACUGACAACGUGAAGGAAGAACAUCGCGCUUAUAUUUCGAGAUCCUCACUACAUGGGAUUUUACAUGAUCAUUUUCAGCAAACGUAUGAUAGGCCUCCCAUCCAUUUUUAUCCCAUGGCGAGAGCGCGAGAAGCGUCUGCUGUGAUUUCCUGAUGCAGGGACACGAGUUUACGAGUGAGUUUUCGUGUAAAUGUCGAUGAUAGGGCAUUCAGUCACCCAAACAGCACAAAAGUUUAUGACAUAUACUUAAAAUACGAGACAUGUAAUUUUGGGAAGCUAUAAAAUCUUUCGGACGUUUCCGAUUUUCAAACAUUUGUGCUGUCUGAGUGCUCUGUCACUUCUCUGUCGAGAGAUUGAAGAAGAUACCAGGUCGUACCAAAUAUCUCGAUUCUAAACGUUCGUGUAGCUGUACCUUAAGAAGUCCACCUAGUACCGAUCUUACAUGCGUACCCCUAGAGCGCAAUUGUCACGCCCCAACAUCGUGUCAAAUUGAUGUGUCGCCUUUAAAUUCGAAUCGAAAUCAAAACGUGUGUCGAUUUAGGCCCAAUGCGGGCUUUAAACAACCGCAGCUGCGAUUUAACUACGUAUCGAAGAGAACAGAGGAGAUUGUCAUUUAAAAUUAUGAGAAACAUGUGGUCAAAGAAUGGAUACAAGAAAUAAGAGGUAAAAAGAGAAAGAGAGAAAGAGAGACAAGUGCGAUUAAGCGCGAUACCGAACUGUAACUUAUAGAGGACACCUUUAUUCAUUAUUCUCGCGAGAUCCAUGGAUGAAAGUAAUAUUUAUCGCAGUUGUAUUCAAAUUUUGUUCGUACGUUCUAAAAAUGAGAUUGUUCACGAAUAAAUCUUGCUAAAUCUAAAGACUACCUGAACAUAAAUGCCGAGAGACUUCCAAGUGAUCUGGACGCCGACGUAAGAUCAGGAUAUUUUCGUGACGUCUUUCGCGUGUCGUGUCAUUCGAUUGAUUGAUCAUGAUGACUACGAAUGGAUCUCGCCGAAUGAAAAUCGGAAAAAGCUCUCCUCUAUAUGAGACACAUUCGUGCCUACACGAAAACGAUGGUGCUUGAUUAGUGACCGAUCGUUAAUGAUGACGUCUGCAGAUGAGCGAUCAGGAGAGGCGGUGAUGAAAAUGAUUUGUCUUGCUACAAUUGACAUGCGAUAGCGCGGCCUUUGCGGGUCCGGUUUCUAUAGAUUAGUGCGUAAGUUUUUUACCGCCCGUUUAAAUAACGCAUGAUUUUGUUUCAACCGCGGGAUUCACUAUCCCUGUACACGUGCACGCACGUACACACGUACACGCAUCUACGUACACGUUCACCUAUUCAUUCAUCAUUGUCGUUUGAUUAUUUAUUAUCCAUUCUUUAUUCAUUAUGUCGUAUUCACUAGACGCAGAAGCGCAUUCACUCGAUGAGAAUUGGUUGUCAAAGAAAUCUACAAGAGGGUGAUUACGUUGCUUUAUUUUCGGCGGAGUCCAAGAUUGCGCGAUUGCAAGAUUUCGUUUCGCCGAUCGGCGAAAGAAUAGAGGAGCAAAUGAGAAAAUUUUAUAAUAGGAAAAACGUGCAAAUGAGAAGACGCAAGUGACAUCGAGCAAGAGAAAGACGCGAACGAUCGAUUGUUAUAAAUACGAUUAACACAUACUGAAUUAUUUUUAACAAAAUAUUGUGCUUGUUAUCAUUGCGAUUAUUAUAUUGUGCUAUUACUAUUACUAUUAUUGCGAAUAUCAUUAAUAUUAUUAUAUAUUACUAUUACGUUCGCGAGAGCGGGUCAUUAUCAUCAUCAUCAUCAUCAUCGUUCUUCUCUUUCUAUUGUGCGAAUAGCUGCAGAAAUUUUUAUAAUGCUUAUCCAUACCUUGAUACAUAUAAUAGCGGAUUGCAGAUAUGCAGAGGAAAUCAGAAAAAAAGUGAGAAAAGGAGACGGAAGAAAAGAGAGAGAGAAAAAGAGAUGAUGACGAUGAAAUAUGUACCUAUGUAUUUAUGUAUUAUUUAUUGACAAGUAAUAUAAUGACCAGUUAUCUAGGUAGGAUGUUAAAAUUAUGAAAUUCAAUUUAAUGAAAACAAAAUAAAUUAAUAAACUAUUAAAUAAAGUUAUUGUCGAUCGAAGAUGAUGCGCGCAGGAUAGAUUAAAUAAACGAUCUAUUGGAAUAAUUUAAAUAAAAAGUAUAAAAUAUAACAAAAAAAA
Molecule: messenger RNA, 21008 nt
Organism: Ooceraea biroi (clonal raider ant)
Lineage: Eukaryota; Metazoa; Arthropoda; Insecta; Hymenoptera; Formicidae
Product: microtubule-associated protein futsch
Biological process (GO): regulation of microtubule depolymerization; axonogenesis; dendrite development
Cellular component (GO): synapse; microtubule associated complex; cytosol
Molecular function (GO): actin binding; microtubule binding
Source: RefSeq, a predicted model, not a curated record